Symphalangus syndactylus (siamang) is the source of this 6112-nucleotide messenger RNA. Its product is annotated as golgin-45. Gene Ontology annotation, biological process: Golgi to plasma membrane protein transport; Golgi organization. The record is from RefSeq and is a predicted model, not a curated record. Lineage: Eukaryota; Metazoa; Chordata; Mammalia; Primates; Hylobatidae. Gene Ontology annotation, cellular component: Golgi membrane.
CAAUCUUCUUACACUUCAGUUUCUUCAUUUUAAAAAGGAAGAGGUAAUUUCUUCACAGUCUCCUAUGAGUUGGACAGAAAGUCAUGGAUGUGUAAAGGACUUUUUGAUGAUAAGCCCCACCUUCAUUUUUCCACGGCAUCAAACAGCUCUGUGACAUCUGUAUUCCACCCACUCGUUUUAUUUUUGCUGCAGGGAACAGCUUGAGUUGUCUCUUAAGAGUCAUCUCAUCCCUUGCUAUUCAAGAUGACCCACAGAUGGCAGCUGUUCAGCAUCACCUGGGAGUUCAUUGGAAAUACAGAAUCUCAGGCCCCAUCCCUGAAUGCCGAAUACUGUGUGUACUGCUCUAGCUUCUCCAGAGUGAAAUAUAGUCUCUAUAGGAUGCCGUCUGCUCUGGCACCAGGGCCCCUGAGCCCAUGCCUUUUAUCUGACCUUUGUUUUGCAACCCAUUACAUCACUUGCCCCCUGGGCAUCCUUUGAAUUUCAUCCUUGGCCAAUUCUCACUGUAACCGGUUCCAGCUUACUUUAAAUGAUUGGGCGGAUGGAAUUCUCCCCAUUGACAAUUGACAGGUGGCAAUUAAUUGUUCAUGCGUCAGUGGGAUGAAUCCAUUACAUCUCUUUCCUGCCUAAUAUUUUUAUCUACCUCUGACUUUUUUGUAGGGACUUUGUUGAUAUCCUCAUGAAGGCCCAUCUCUCCUCUCUCUGGCCUGUCCAUCCCUUAACAAAACCCUAAUGACUGUUCUGGGUACCAAAUCUGUGGCAGGAGUGUGACCUAGCUGCCACCCACCUCCUCCAUCACUGGAUCAGCUCAUAGUUGUCUCUUGGACAUGGGGUUAGUGCCCAACAUGUGUAGUCAUUUGGCUAAGUGAGUUACUAGGAGGGAGAACAGAUUCAAUUUCCUGAGGUGGUGAGGAGAGACUGAAGGCUUUGCCAGUUCUUUGGCCUAUGCCAGGCUCUCUGGUAUUUCUGCAGGUGGCAUGAGCUGUGUGAAGCGCCUCUGAAUUUAAGGCUCCAAAGCUCCCCAACCCAAACGAGACUUUAGGGUCUGCACUAUGGAUGCCAAGGGAAGAAAUACAACCUCAACAUCAGCGCCUGUCAAGGGAGGCAGAUGUGAGCUCGAGUCUGCCUGCCCCUGGCCAUUUGGAUUACCUUGGGCAAGUUUCCUCCUUAAAUGGGGCCGAUAAUGUUGCUUUCCUUCUCUCCCUGGCACACAGUAGGCAUUUAAUAAGUGGCAAUUGGUAUUGUCCCUAGAGUUGUAUAAAAACCAGCUCUAGCAGGGCAUGGUGUUGCAUGUCCGUAGUGCCAGCUACUUGGGAGGCUGAGGUGAGGAUCACUUGCGCCCAGGAGUUUUGAGUCCAGCCUGAACAACAUAGCAAGACCCUGUCUGUAAAAUGGGGAAAAAAAGUCAGCUGUGCUUUGUUAUGCUGUUUAAAAUAUUCUUAAAGAAAAAGGCCUGAUUACAGAAAAAUACCAUUAAGGGGAACCCGCUUUCAGUCUCUGUGCUGAGUAGUAGUAGGCUGAGUAAUUGUCCCCCAAGAUGUCCAUGUCCUAGUCCCUGGAACCCAUGAUUGUUAGUUUAUAUGACAAAUAAGACUUUGCAGAUGUGAUUAAGAAUCUUGAGGUGGGGAGAUUGUUCUGGAUUAUCUGGGUGGGUCUUUAGGGAGCAGGCAUGUCAGCAUCAGAGGAAAUGUGACAACAGAAGCAGGGGUUGGAGUGAUGUGAGGCCACAAGCCAAUGGAUGCGGACAGCCUCUAGAAGCUAGAAAAGCCAAGGAAACAGAUUCUCAAUGAGAACCUCCAGAUAGAAUGCAGGUCUACAGACCCAUUUUGGGUCUCUGUUCUCCAGAACUGUGAGAUAAUGCGUUUGUGUUGUUUUAAGCCACUUCAUUUGUGAUAAUUUGUUACAGCAACCAUAGGAAGUUAAUAUGUGCUCCAUCAUUCAUGCAAUGGGAAGCUGGCUGCCUCCCUGACGUCAGUGACCCAUGGCAUAGGCAUGACCUGCUGGAGAAACUGUCCUAGCUUCAAAGGCCUGAGUGUGCAACAUUGGCCCUUGGGAGGCUGCCUUAGCUGCUGGACUUGACCUCCUAAGCCUUAAAAGCGCCAUCCAUGGAGAGGGGAGAAGGAAGCUUCCAAGCUCUGAGAGCCCAAAAAGGCCAGAAUAGCUGGGCCCAGCAGGAGAUGGGUGGGCUGCUUAGCUCAACUGGUUAGUGGCAAAGGGCUGAGGUGACAGCUGUGGGCUUAAUCCAUGAAUGGGGCAAGUGACCUCACUUGGUGGUCUCCAAGGUUACAGGCUGCCCCUCCCUCAGCCCACUACAGAUGAGGCCAAGCUUAGGGGGACAGGACAUAGGUAACUCGGCAGGAGCUGGGCCUGAGCCUUAUGGGACACUCAAACACUGCCUCAUAGGAUCCUCAGCUGAGCAGUAGCUCUAGAAGUUGCUUUGUGAGUUGUUUUGUGACCGUCACGGCUUUCACAGCCCCAAAAGGGGUGGAGAAGCUGCUGUCUGAAAUGCAGUUGAGCCCUGGGCAAGCACAGCGAAGGUGGUGCAGUGGGGCUCUUUGUCAGCGACAUGGGCCAACUAGCCAGCUUAAAGACACAGGGGAAAUGAUUGUAAAGCUUCCUGUUGUCUCAGAUGCAGAAGCCAGAGGGCAGCCCAGCUCCAGGUAAGCAUCAGUACAGAACUGGAAAGCCCUUGGGAGGCUGAGGUCCUGCCUUCUCUCUAGCUUAUCUUGGCCCCUCUCUGUGUGUCAGCCUCCCUCCUCUCCCUGCAGCCCAGCUUUGGGUGCACACCUCCCCAUGGUGGCAGAGGUCAAUUCCACAGUGCCUAGUGUUGACAUUUUCUUGACACAAGAGACUAGUCCCAAUUCCAAAUAUCCAGGACACACUUGGCCCAGUCUGACCUGGUCUGAUAAAGUGAUGCCUGUCAGUGGAUGAGGCUGGGGCCAUUGCUCAUGGGCUAGAUUGGGUAUCACCUUUAGGAUAACCCAAAAGGUGGCCUCAUAAGGACUGUCUCAAUUCAUCAAUUUUCACAUUUUAGCAUCCCUGAUAUUGAAAUACAGCAUACAAUCGAUCUCACUUUAGGAUUAAUGGUGUCUUACAAUUGCUCUUGGCCAGAUAGUAGUCAUGACUUAGUGUCAUUGCUUGCCUAUUCGAGACAGGAAUGUGAGUCCUGUCUGUUGUCUCAAAAACUUCCAUUAAUCUUAUCUCCUGGUCAGAUCAAGCUCCAGUAUCAAAACUUGCAUAGUAGGUGCCUAGAGAGAAAAUGCUGAUGGUCAUGGUGUAGUACUGGCUUAAGAAAUGCUGGCCAGGGUGCAGUGGCUCACGCCUGUAAUCCCAGCACUUUGGCAGGCUGAGGUGGGCGGAUCACUCGAGCCCAGAAGUUCAAGACCAGCCUCAGCAACAUGGGGAAACUCCAUCUCUACUAAAAAUACAAAAUUAGCCGGAUGUGGUGGCGUGUGCCUGUAAUCCCAGCUACUUGGGCGGCUGAGGCAGGAGAAUCACUUGAACCUGGGAGAUGGAGGUUGCAGUGAGCCGAGAUCGUGCUGAAGGAAGGAAGGGAGUAAGAGAGGGAGGGAGAGAGGGAGGGAGGGGGGAGAGAGAAAGAAAGAAAAAGAAAUGCUGCAUUUUCAGUUCUAUUGAUGGCACAGCAGGCAACAGUGUGUGAAAAACAGGCACUUAAAGACUCUGGGCUGGGCACAGUAGCUCAGGCCUGUAAUCCCAGCACUUUGGGAGGCUGAGGUGGGUGAAUCAUGAGGUCAGGAGUUCGAGACCAGCCUGACCAACAUGGUGAAACCCUGCCUCUACUAAAAAUACAAAAAAUUAGCUGAGUGUGGUGGUGGGUGCCUGUAAUCUCAGCUACUCGGGAGGCUGAGGCAGGAGAAUCGCUUGAACCCGGGAGACGGAGGUUGCGGUGAGCCGAGAUCACGCCACUGCGUUCCAGCCUGGGUGACAGUGUGAAACUGUCUCAAAAAAAAAAAAAAAAAAAAAGACUCUGACAAGGGAUUCAGAAGAGAAUUUUAGCAAAUUUGCUUUCCUCAUAUUGUACAUGAUACAUGUCUAAAAAAGUCUGAGCUCUUUCAAUAAGUAAUAAUGUACAUAUAUGAGUACAUAAAGAACAUAAUAAAAUUCUAAAGAAAGCAUUGUGUUGUGGUUUAACUGGUUACACUUUAUAGCUCAUAAAAUAAUGGAGCUUCUAUGAAUCUGAUCAUAUCUUAGAUUGAGUAUAAUAUGGCCUAUGGGCUCUAUUGCCUGUCAAGUCCCCGAAAUCUGGAUUCUAUUUUUGGUGGAAGAGGAAAAGAAAGAUACAUCCUGAACUUAAUCCAAAGGCAAUGUAAGGGAUGUCUGGAGGGCCUGGGCGGGUCUUUGGAAUGGAAGAGGUCUGUGAGAAGUUAUCCUGGUGAUACCGAUUCAAAGAGCCUGUCAAGUGAAGCCCCCUGAAGUGGGGAGAAUAAGAAUCUUAGAGGUUGUUCAGCAGAAGUCUUGGAGUGCAUUUUCAGUGGUUAAGGGCAAAAAAUGCCUACUCUUAAAAGUUUAAAAACCAAAGUCGCUACUUCAUCCCCAAACUGAGGAGCAGGAGAUGGAAUGGAAACUGAGGAGCCACCUAAAUCUGCUGAAGUUCCCUCUGGCGUCCAAUCCAGAAGGCAUCAUAGCCUUCAGUGUCCAUGGAAGAAAACAGUUCCAUCAGAUAGCCCAGGGGUUCAGCCAGGGAAAAUGCUCACUGAAAAGCAGUAGAAAAAAAAGAAAAAAAGAAUAUUAGGUCCCAAAGCUGCUAGAACUCAUGAUAGCUCCAACAAAAAUACAAUAACUCAUGACAGCUCCAACAAAAUUAUGAUGUCUCUGGGACAUCAUAAAGGAGAAUUCCUUGGUCAGUCAGAGGGAGUUAUAGAACCUAAUAAGGAAAGACUAGGCGACAGAGCGAGACUCUGUCUCAAAAAAAAAAAAAAAAAAAAAAAAAAAAAAAAGAAAAAGGAAAAGCUCAAGAAUUAUGAAAGAAGUUUACUACAGGACAAAGAAGGUCUUUGAAACCAGCUCCGUAUACAGACGGAGGUAAAUCACGAGUUUAAAAAGUUGCUGGUGGCUUCUGUUGGGGAUGAUCUUCAGUAUCACUUUGAUUGUCUAGUCCUUGAGAAAAAUCAGCUUAUUUUAGAAAAUGAAGCCCUAGGUUGAAACACAGCUCAGCUUUCCAAACAGUUAGAACGUAUGUUAAUACAGUGUGAUGUAUGGCGAAGUAAAUUCCUUGCAAGCAGGGUAAUGGCAGAUGAGUUAACCAACUCAAGAGCAUCAAGAGCACGUCAAAAACAUGAUGCACGUGGGGCCAUACAGGAUCUCCUAAGUGAACGGGAACAGUUUCAUCAGGAAAUGAUAGCUACCCAGAAAUUAUUGGAGGAGCUCUUAGUCUCCUUGCAGUGGGGAAGAGGGCAACCUUACUCCCCUAGUGUACAACCCCACAGCACAGCAGAGCUGGCAUUAACAAAUCACAAGUUGGCAAAAGCAGUAAAUUCUCAUCUUCUGGGAAAUGUUGGCAUUAACUAUCAAAAAAAGAUUCCAUCGACAAUUCCAUCGACAGUUGAAUUCUGCAGCACCCCAGCUGAGAAAAUGGCUGAAAUGGUUCUACGAACUUCAGAUCCAACUACCUAUACAGAGAGCUCGCCUGAUAAUCCAUGUUUUGAGUUUUCACCAGCCACCUUACUUGCUGCAAAGAAAAAUUUUGGAUGAUUUCAUCCCUAGGCUAGAUAUGAAAAUAUAACUUUCAAUUCCUGCAGUCACUGCCAGGGAGAACUUACUGCCCUUUAACAGUCAAUAUAUUGGAGGCAUGCUACAGGUACUUGCUUAUUACCCGAGAGUCAUUAUUAUUUGGGAGCUGGGGUUCUUACAAUGCUAGAAGUAAUAUCACUUCCUAUUUACAAAGUGUAUAUACCCAAAGAUGUUUUAUGUACUAGACUCCAGAUUACCCCUUCUUAAUAAAUAUCUCAGGGUAAUAAAAGAAUGAAACUGUAUUUAAAAUUUAAAUACAGUUGCAUUUUUUUCUUUGAGCUUAUACAAUGUUUUAGAAACCGUCUACUUUUUAUAAAUAUCGAGUUGGAUAUUCUUGUGUGUUAAACUGUAUUUAAUAUUUAAA